UUCUUGAGAAGUGAAAGUGAAAGGGGGAAACCUAAAGGUUGGUGCACAGACAGAACAAUGAGCUAUAUAUUUCACCGGAUGAAUAAAUAUGAAACAUCUGAUUGACGUUUCUGCUCACUGUUUCCAAAAUCAGAAUAUCUCUCUAGUUUAAACAGACUGAUUUUUAUGUGGAUUUUUUUCAUAAUGCCAAUUAGAUUUCUAACUGGGCGCGGACAUCGACUCAAGUUAAAACCACUACAAUGACAAGGCACGUUCUCAGAUAGGGGUCUAGAAGUGCUUACCCUCCUCCAGUGAAAAUACCCCUAUAAAAUAAGAUCGAUCUAUUUUAGAUAUCGGUGACCAAAAACUGGACAUGUGUGUCAUUUUUAGACGUGAAUACCUGUUCCCUAAAUAUCUCUGCAAGGUCCUGACAAAGAGGAUUCCAUCAAAGCAAAGCAUUUACUGGAAGAAAGAAAACAUGGCUUUAAUUCUCCACAAGUGUUGACAAUUCUGUAUAAGAGGGCUAAAAGUGUUUUUGGGCUUCCAUGGAACUAACCUGCGUCACCUGAGAGCGGAGGAAGUGAGAGACCGCCCCUUAUGAAACAAUGUUUAUUCUUCACCACCCCAGUGGCUUAAAAGGAGAGCACAUACAGGCAGACAAUAUUACAAUACUUUUAUUCUCUCUCACACACAUUCACAGAUAAAGUUUAGGCAUCGAAUAGUUGGUUCCUGGGCUGUAAAUCCUCCCAACUUCCUGAUCCAUGCUCCAAAGGACAGAUCUAGGAUCAGCUCACCCUCGUCAAAUCCAAACCAGGACCUUAAUAAUCCACAAAGGGGAAAACUGACCUGAGACCAGCAUUUAAACCCCAUGUCUUCCUGCCCAGACACUGCUCUCCAUCCAGAGUUCCUCCUGUGCUCCAGCUGUCCAUCCGUCUAUCCACACCCCAGCCAACCAGCCAUGAGUCUGAUGAGUGAAGACAUGAAUUGUUGCGUCUGCUUCCAACCCUAUUCUCGCAGGGAGAAAAUCCCCCGGGUGCUCCACUGCGAACACACCUUCUGUGGGCCGUGCUUGGAGACAAUCUCCAGGCUCCAGAGUGGCCUCCGGACCGCGUGCUGCCCUCUGUGUCGCUGGAUCACCUGUAGCCAGGUCAGCCUACCCUUUUCUGGUUCUCUGGUUGUCAACACUGAGAUCUGGGACCAGAUAGCAGACAGACAGGAGGAAGAGGAGGAGAUGGAGGCGUGGAUACCAAAUAACAGACAGACACAGACCUCCACACAGUACAAAUGCUCUUCAUUGGGGCAUUUUGGUGUAAGGAUCAAGCUACAGAGUUUCUGGAGGAGAAUGAGGGCCAAUGGUCAGAGAGCACUAAAAGAAGGGAAGAAAUUAAGGUCUUGGUUGUGUUUUGAUAGAUGAUGUCACCGUAGUAGUCUAGGACAGGAAGCAGCAGUUGGGAGACCAAGGUCUUUCUUAUUCAGUAUUUAUUUUUAUAUUUUAUACAAUAUACUGUCUACAAUCUUUAUAAUUAAAACAAAUAUGUUUUAACAUGUGGUUAUUUUGAGACCUAGUUUCUCUUUUUCAAAUGAACCCUAAUAUGAUUGUCUCUUUAUGUCUGAAGUGCAUAUUUUUUGUACUCAAGUGAUAUUUAUUGCUAUCAUUGUAAAAUAAAUUAAUCUGCUUUAAAAUAACUGUCUUCUAGUUGUGAAAUCACUCUCUGGUGCAAUCAAUUAUCUCUCUCUCCCUC
This is a messenger RNA of Oncorhynchus keta (chum salmon), 1721 nucleotides long. Its product is annotated as RING finger protein 223-like. Gene Ontology annotation, biological process: protein ubiquitination. Lineage: Eukaryota; Metazoa; Chordata; Actinopteri; Salmoniformes; Salmonidae. The transcript has 3 exons. The coding region runs from base 848 to 1393 and encodes 181 amino acids. Gene Ontology annotation, molecular function: ubiquitin protein ligase activity. The record is from RefSeq and is a predicted model, not a curated record.